GCACGGAAAAGGCCUCAGAGGCAAAAGUAAUCACAUGCAGUGUUAUCGAUGCUAUCGAUAAACAAAAUGUAACACGGCUAUUCGUGAACCGCGCAGCUAAUCAAAGUUUACGCAAAAUUAUAGACAGCGUGUGUAUCACGUUUUGCAGAAGUGGAAUAGAUCACUGUGGUGUGAUUUGACCGUUCGAUGUACUCGAUCUUCCUACUGCAUUAGUCUUGCAGGGUUGAACAUGGCCCUGUAGCCGGGGAGUUAGGUUAUUGUCGGUAAGAAGACUAUGCAACAAUGUGUUAGGAAGCCGAUACAGUUCAGUAACAACCUACGGAAUUCGAGAGUUUUCUCAGCAGUUCGGUGCAGAUUAGGACGUGCAUCAUCUUCCUACAUCAUGGAUGAUGCAGCCUUGAAAAGUGUUGUAAGCAAUGUGAUAAAGUCACCCGAGGACAAACGCCUGUACCGUGGUUUGGAAUUUACAAAUGGUUUAAAAGCUCUCCUUAUUAGUGAUCCAACCACAGAUAAAUCUUCAGCUGCUCUUGAUGUACAUAUUGGUUCUUUAUCAGAUCCUCCUAACAUAUCAGGGCUUGCCCACUUUUGUGAACAUAUGCUGUUCUUGGGAACUGAGAAAUAUCCUAAGGAGAAUGAAUACAGUCAGUUUCUCAGUGAGCAUGCUGGGAGUUCAAAUGCUUUCACCAGUGGAGAACACACAAACUACUACUUUGAUGUAUCACAUGAGCACUUGGAUGGAGCACUUGACAGAUUUGCACAGUUUUUCUUGUGUCCCCUGUUUGAUGAGAGCUGCAAAGACAGGGAAGUAAAUGCUGUGGACUCAGAACAUGAAAAAAAUUUGAUGAAUGAUGCCUGGAGACUUUUUCAGUUAGAAAAGGCUACUGGGAACCCUAAUCAUCCAUUUAGUAAAUUUGGGACAGGAAACAAAGUUACACUUGAAACAAGACCAUCACAAAAAGGGAUUGAUAUUCGCCAAGAAUUGCUCAAAUUUCAUUUAACAUUCUACUCCUCAAAUCUGAUGUCACUCUGUGUCCUAGGAAGAGAGUCCUUGGAUGAAUUGACUAACAUGGUGGUGAACCUCUUUGCAAUGGUGGAAAACAAAAAUGUACCAGUUCCAGAAUUUCCAGAACACCCUUUUCAAAAAGAGCAUCUUAGGCAAAUGUACAAGGUGGUGCCUAUUAAGGAUAUUCGAAACCUCUAUGUCACUUUUCCUAUCCCAGAUCUUCAAAAAUAUUAUAAAUCAAACCCUGGCCAUUAUCUUGGUCACCUCAUUGGACAUGAAGGUCCUGGAAGCUUACUGUCUGAGUUAAAAUCAAAAGGUUGGGUAAAUACUCUAGUUGGUGGACAGAAGGAAGGUGCAAAAGGUUUUAUGUUUUUCAUAAUCAAUGUGGACCUGACAGAAGAAGGCCUUUUACAUGUCGAUGAUAUCAUUUUUCACAUGUUUCAAUACAUUCAGAAGCUUCGGACUGAAGGUCCUCAGGAGUGGGUCUUCCAAGAAUGCAAGGAUUUGAAUAAUGUAGCUUUUAGAUUUAAAGAUAAGGAGAGACCUCGUGGAUACACUUCAAAAAUAGCUGGUCUGCUGCAUUACUACCCUCUAGAUGAAGUUUUAGCUGCUGAAUAUCUUCUGGAAGAGUUUAGACCUGAUUUAAUUGAGAUGGUUUUGGACAAACUAAGACCAGAGAAUGUCAGGGUGGCGGUAGUUUCUAAAUCUUUUGAAGGACAGACAGAUAAGACAGAGCACUGGUACGGAACACAGUACAAACAGGAAGCUAUUCCGGAGGACGUUAUCAUGAAUUGGCAAAAUGCAGACCUCAAUGGCAAAUUUAAACUUCCAAUGAAAAAUGAAUUUAUCCCAACAAACUUUGAAAUAUGUUCUUUGGAAAAGGAUACUGCAGCAUAUCCUGCUCUAAUUAAGGAUACUGCAAUGAGUAAGGUUUGGUUUAAACAGGAUGAUAAGUUUUUUCUGCCAAAAGCUUGCCUCAACUUUGAAUUUUUCAGUCGCUACCUUUAUGCCGAUCCUCUCCAUUGCAACAUGACUUACCUGUUUCUCAGGUUAUUGAAGGAUGAUUUAAAAGAGUAUACAUAUGCAGCACGUCUCACAGGUUUGGUCUAUGGCAUAGCCUCAGGAAUGAAUGCAAUCCUUCUCUCUGUAAAAGGUUAUAAUGAUAAACAGCACAUUCUCCUGAAGAAGAUCAUUGAGAAAAUGGCUACUUUUGAUAUUGAUGAAAAGCGUUUUGACAUCAUUAAGGAGGCGUACAUGAGAUCUCUAAACAAUUUCCGUGCUGAGCAGCCACAUCAGCAUGCAAUGUAUUAUCUCCGGCUACUAAUGACUGAGGUAGCUUGGACCAAAGAUGAGCUGAAAGAUGCCUUAGAUGAUGUCACUCUUCCACGUCUCAAGGCUUUUAUACCUCAGUUGUUGUCACGGUUACACAUCGAAGCCUUGCUCCAUGGCAAUAUAACAAAACAGGCUGCACUUGGCAUGAUUCAGAUGGUUGAAGAUACCCUCAUUGAACAUGCUCACACUAAACCUCUUCUUCCAAGUCAACUGAUCAGAUACAGAGAAGUCCAGGUUCCAGACAGGGGAUGGUAUGUUUAUCAACAGAGGAAUGAGGUGCACAAUAACUGUGGGAUUGAGAUUUACUACCAGACAAACAUGCAGAACACACAGGAAAAUAUGCUCCUGGAACUUUUUUGCCAGAUCAUCUCUGAACCGUGCUUUAACACUUUACGCACCAAGGAGCAACUAGGUUACAUUGUUUUCAGUGGACCCAGGAGAGCAAAUGGUGUCCAGGGAUUGAGAUUUAUUAUCCAGUCUGAAAAAGCUCCACAUUACUUGGAGAGCAGAGUUGAAGCCUUUCUAAGAACAAUGGACAAAACAGUUGAGGAAAUGUCAGAAGAGGCUUUCCAAAAGCACAUUCAAGCUUUGGCAAUCCAAAGGCUAGAUAAGCCUAAGAAGCUGUCGGCGGAGUGUGCUAAAUAUUGGGGGGAGAUCAUCUCACAACAGUACAAUUUUGACAGAGAUAAUAUUGAAGUUGCAUUUCUGAAAACACUGACCAAAGAAGACAUAAUGCAGUUUUACAGGGAUAUGCUUGCAGUGGAUGCUCCCAGAAGGCACAAGGUGUCCGUGCAUGUUUUGUCCAGGGAAAUGGAUUCCUGUCCAGUCGUCGGUGAAUUUCCAUGCCAAAAUGACGUUAAUUUGGCGCCUGCGCCAUCUUUGCCUCAGCCGACUUUGGUUCAAGACAUGACCGAUUUUAAGAGGAGUCUGCCGCUGUUUCCAUUGGCUAAGCCUCACAUCAACUUCAUGGCUGCAAAACUGUGAGAAGCCUCUUGGUUGGAAGGAGCACAACGGAAUAUGAAGCAAAGGCCGUGGGCGGAAAACGAAGAGGGGUGCGCGCCUCUGUCUGUGUGUAUGUGGGUGAGAAAGUAGACGUACAGCUUGCUGUGUUCAUUAUCAUAGCUCUUUCCGAUAGAUCAUACAACAUUUUCUUUAUUUUAAAGUAUUCUAAGCAUUAUAAAGUAGAGGGCUGCAUGAUUUGUUUUUUAAACUGCAGCCCAAGAAAUGUUUUAAUUUUACACAAUGAGCUGCAUUGAAGCAGCCAAGUAAAAACUGAAAUGAGAUGAAGUACCAAGAAGUAAUGAAUGUGUACAGAACAAUAAAAGAAGGGGACGAUGACAGGAGUUUUACUUUUUAUUUGUUCAGAAGCUGAAAAUGUUGAAUGAUGCUUAAAAAACUUAAGAGCAUGAUAAGUGAAGAGUUUAGACUUGAAGUCACUAUAUUUUAUUAAAUCCCACAACACACUAAUGUAAGAGAAAGUUGUUUAAUAAUAGAACAUCAGCUAAAAAAAAUGAUGAGUUUUAAACUUUGUGUAUGUUUUGGAAUUUAAUAAUUUUCUGAAACUUAGUAAAAUGUUGGAGCCAUUUAGGCCGCGUAUUUUUACCUUCUGACAGAUGCCGUGCUUUUAAAUUUUAGCACACUCUCACAGUCAACUCCCUUUUAUUAUUUUGUGUUCUUAUAGCAUUGUCUCAGGGCUCCUCCAAAUUGAAUCCUUUUUUACAUAUACGUAAUAAAAAAAGAAAUAAUGGAACCUUUGUAACUUUUUGUGAGCUGUCCCAUCAAUACUGCCAGUUUUAGGUCAGUCCUUGAUAAUCUGGCACAGUUAGUUUGGCGAUUCCCUUUAGCUGCGUCUGUCCAGAUUUUCAACAAUCACUAACUUUAUUGAACGAGUUCCUCCCGACUACGUCCAGCUCUCCGGGUGGUCUCGUAACUUCCAUGAUCCCCACGGUGAGUCGUGACAGGAGCAGGGAGCGCUGAAGAUGGGAAUCCUCGUCUCGGCUCAGUAAGCUGCAAGACAAAAAGUGAAUAAAACUCUUGGAAAUUAGUGGCGUUGUGGAUAUUAUAAGCUCUGUCCUGCUCUAUAUGUUCAUGAGAGAAGUUACAUUUCAAAUGAUCGCUUAAGGGAUUUGUCUUUUUAUUUAUUAUUAUUCUUUUUUUUUUACCAUACACUGCUGACCGGAGUGCUUGGAAGUGCACACCCCCAUAACUGAACAGAUGGAUAGAUGUGUCACUUGUGAGAAUAUAACGUUUACCGUGAGGGGUGGGGAACCCCCACAUAGCAGCGACUCUGUUGCCGAAGAAGAUCAUUUUAUCAUCUAAGACGGGGAACAUCAAUUCUGAGGCAGUCAAAACUAAAUGUUUUUGUCCAUCAUGGGAGCACUGGGUUAUAAUGGUAUUGGGAUGAGCUAGUAGUUGACGCUGGUCCUGGAUGUAGAGGAGGCUUUGUCGUGGUGGCCUGUUCAGGUGCCCGUUGUAGGAUCUGUGGCCUUGUCCUGUCAUUCACAUGCCAGCAGACCACCGAAGGACGUGCUGCCAUUGUAGUGAUUUGCCACUUCUGGCUGCCAUGUCCACCAAAUGCUGCAUAAAUUCAGACCUCUUUGAUGAACGAUGUCAGGUAGUCCACUGACCUAACAGAUAAUCUCCACAUAUUUAGUCAUUUGAUUUUGUAGUUGUGGCUGUCAGAUUGGUUUGUACUUUGUGAUUCACUCACGUGUUGUCGACAAACGGGCCAGCGGCAUCGAGCCUUCACUGGCAUCAACCACUAUGAAAAAUAACUCGGGCACACAGUUUCCAAUGUUUAUUCUGAUUUUAACAUCUUUCAAAACUCAAUUUUUAAGAGCCCUUUCAACAUUAAUGUUAAUUCACAUGCCUGGGGCAACAUGGACAUCCAUGGUAACCUCAGGAUACCUUAUUGGCAUUUGUGCCCUUACUGGCCGCCAUGCUGGCACCAAUCACACGGCCUAAAGCAGCGAGGUGAAAGGAUGAUUUAGGGUCCCCUCUAUGACAUUUAUUAUUUAUUACAUUACAUCAGCUGGAUUAAAAGAAAAAUUCAUUGUUUUUCUAAGCCAGAUGUAAUUUUAAUUCUGCGUUUUCAUUCAUUGCUCACCUUCUCCCGUCUGCUGCAGUAAUAUGAUGUCUUGUUGGGUCCUGUUGGAUUACCGUUGGCAUUGUAGCCUCGUCCUGUGACCUCCAGCAGCCCCUCGUGCAGGUGACACACUUAAGAAGUUGCCAUUUCCUGCGUGUUGCCUUUUUAUCCUUUAUUCAUACCACGCUUUCCUGCCCACCCCCUCUCUGCUGUAACUUCACACAUUAUACAACAUCUAACAGAAUCCUGGAAGAAGCAUUUAUGAAAUGUCAGAGACUGGUUAGCUAGCUAGCAAUCCUGACCCAUCCAGGUAGGGUCAUCCAUCUACAUUGGGUUCAAAACAGAAGAGCAUCUCUUCUGUGCUCUGAUUUGGAAACAGUGGUGUGUAAGUGCAAAAGAACACACACCUAAGUUUGCUUACCAUCAGGCAUUUAGCCCACCCACGUAAUAAAAUGGCACUUCAAACCAGUCUAGUGACCAUACUGCAUGUGGAAGGCCGUUGUCUGCUGUUAUUUACAGAACUACUUCUACUGCGAUAAGGAAACAAAGGCCUGAUGGGACACGAUAGGCUAAAACUUAUCAAGCAGACAGAACAGGGUUAUAAGCACUAAGAGCGCUCCAAAACGUUAAACGGCCCCACUGUUGUUGUAACAGUCUCGUCACAGAUAAGCUGAGCUGACCAGGUGGAGGUCUUCACCCCACCUUUGGGGGUCCUAGCUUCACCUUAAAGCAGAAGGUGUGGUCCUUUGGCCUAUGGGAGCCGGUGAAGCAGGCCUGACCAUUUGGGCAGAUCAUCUUACACUACCUACUAGAGGAAGAGCGAGGCGUGUGCAGUACUGCAGUGUAAGAGAGACUCAGUCAUCGGACCCAGCAAGGCAACUCCGUAUCAAGCAAGCCUCUUUAUAUUGUGUCGUUCUUUAGAGAAUAACAAGGAAGUUCAGGGCUGAAAUAAACCACAGCAAACUGCAUCGUGGCUUAACCGCUCGGCCACACUCCUUAGGAUGGGUUUUUUAACCAAAAACGCCUUGAGCAGAUAGCCAGACCUAACAAGAGCAGCCUCUGAGCUGGCGGGACAGGUGGAUUGCCCCAUUGCCCUUACAUGUUGAGCGCUGAACAAACCCCAGUGUUUACAGUCCUGACCAAUCUGUAGUCUCAGGUUUGCUCAAGAUAACGGCUGGACAGGAGCCGGCCACAGAAAGGAAGGCAUCAUCUCUUCAAAGAUCCCACUUUAGUUUCUAGUUCUGUGGCCCCAGAAGGGGAUGGCAAUGCCAGCCUGUUAUUACACGGUUGGCACUAACUUUAACCCUACCCCUAAUUUCAGAAGCAGGUGACAAUUUAAAAUUUGCUAAAGUCAUAUUUAAGUUUAAAAAAAUAUUAAUGUACCGGUAUAUACAAUAAAAUGUUUAAUAAACAAAGAUGUCUUUCAAACAAAAAGCAUUUCAUUCACUGUUUUACUUCAUUCUUCUAUUUGAAUGAUCCUGCUACACUUGAGAAUUUGUCAAAGCCCCACAUUAGGAUUAACCACGUGUCCUUUUGCUAGCCCACGUAUGCUCACCUUAGCUGGCACACGAGUCACCCGAGGGCCGGAGACUGGGCACAGAUCUUGAGACGUUGACCUCCAGGUGGAUUGAGGGGGUCUUCUCGGCUGUGAAGAGUGCUUGUUAAAGAAUAGGAAACCCAGCUUUUUAAUGGCAUUCCAGCAUUUUACUUUGUUUUAUUGCUAAUAACUCAGGCAUAUCUAUGGAUUCUUACCACGAGUCCGGAGCUGCAGCAUCUUUUAGCAAUAACAGCCAACAGAGGCUUCUCUGGAAUCUGUUAUUCACAUAAAUUUCUUGUGAAUAGGAACAUGUAUGUUUAAAAGUGACAAGAUGUUUACAUUGAUAACUAUAUUUGUCAACUAUUUUUGUUAAUUUGAUGUGAAAAAUGAAUGCAUGUAGCAUGGUCAGUAUGACAUGAGUGCAAGGGUUUUCUCAUUUUUAUUGUUUUUGAGAUUUACAAUAAACAGUAUGCAAUCAAUCUACUGGUACUGGCUGAUGUAAUCAAAGCAAAGAAACAAAAUAAAGAAAUCAACUAUUUUAGAUAGAUUGAGAAACAUCA
Molecule: messenger RNA, 7517 nt
Organism: Erpetoichthys calabaricus (reedfish)
Lineage: Eukaryota; Metazoa; Chordata; Cladistia; Polypteriformes; Polypteridae
Gene: ide
Product: insulin-degrading enzyme
Exons: 25
Coding region: 275-3319 (1014 amino acids)
Biological process (GO): peptide catabolic process
Cellular component (GO): cytosol; peroxisomal matrix; mitochondrion
Molecular function (GO): metal ion binding; metalloendopeptidase activity
Source: RefSeq, a predicted model, not a curated record